AUGGAACAACGAGACAAAGUCCACGAGGCACUCGGACCUACUGCUCGCAUUCUUUUUGUUCGCGGCCGAGGGCUGUUUGCCCUUGGCGAGUCAGUCGAGGAAACUUGGCAUUACGCUACUAACGCUGUGGUUGCUUGUGAGACUCAAUUGCUGCUUGCCUCAUUAGGUUCCGACAGUUUAGUCUUGCCAGCUGAGCGAAUUCGCCAACGAUCAUACGAUACGUGGCGUUCAGCUGGUCUUGGAGGAAUUUCUGGUCCUGAAGCUGCUCUCGCCAUUCGUCUUUCCUCUAUAAAAAAGGAUGCAACCCUUGGUAGCCGACCAGAGAGUCCAAAAAGUGUUGAUGAAAUCCCUGGCAGACCAUGGCGCCUCGGUGAACUCGAGUUCGAAGCUAUGAUGCGGCAUCUGGACAAUGCUGGCUAUCGUACAGGCCAUCUUUACAGACAGGAGAGUAUGAUCCAUGCAAACAAGUCAACUACGUUGCCGCGAGUUGGGGACCCAGCUUUUUCAGGUACGCCUCGUGAUUUAGGUGUUGAAAUCCCUCCCGUCACUUCAUCGGUGGCUGCCACAAUGGCACACUACUUUAGUGGAGAUGAAACUGCCCUUUCUGGUGACGAGUCAGAUGCUACGGCUCUUAAACCCGGGUAA
Protopolystoma xenopodis is the source of this 645-nucleotide messenger RNA. Lineage: Eukaryota; Metazoa; Platyhelminthes; Monogenea; Polystomatidea; Polystomatidae. The record is from the annotation of a GenBank genome assembly.